AUCGUGAUGAGUGGGUGGGCAAAAGCCGUUUCGUCAGCAUUUGCACGUCAACCUUCCCUCCAUAACCAAACCAUUCGAAGUAAGACGUUCCCCCUCCCCGUGACCGUGUAAAACCAUCUGUUCGUCUUUAUAAGACAACUGUUUCGUUUUGGAAAACAAUUGUCUUAAGAAUUCGACAACUCGCCAGCUGAACAAACCACCCGCACAGGAGAACCCUUGGUCCUUGGCGCUCCGCCGGUGAGUAGGCUAGGUUACGACAAAGACGAGAGCUCCGUGGUGCAGCCACACUCCAGCUCGGAAAGAAAAGGGGAUUUGAAUUAAGCACCGGGCAUAGACAGCAGCUGUGCAUCCUUCGGCGAGGGAGGGAGGGUGGGAGGGAGGCGACUGUUUUGUAUCUUGCAAGCCCGGGGUAGAAAGGGGAGGAGGGACGGAGAAUGAGCUAUUCUUGUACUAGUAGAGGCAACAGCCAGGACCCGUCAAGCGCUAAGUCCACCAGCAAUAAUCCAGGCAGUUGCGGUGGCGGAGAUAACGGGGGCAGUAGCAAUAACAGCUCCAGUAACGUUACCGGAGGCGGCCAAGCGAGCCCAAACCCUAACCCAACGGCAGCAAUGAAAGUGAAGAAAGGCUGCAAUUCGACGGACGUGGGGGCCCCGGUGACAACGGAGGAGGAGCUGCUUGCCAACACAAUAAUCACCCCCGAGGAUGUAUUGGGCUUACAGAAGAUCACAGAGAACUACCUGUGUGGGCCCGAUGAGAAUGUGUUCAAUAUUGACUUCACCAGGUUUAAGAUCAGAGAUAUGGAGACGGGCACCGUACUGUUUGAGAUCACCAAGCCUCCUUCCACAGAUAAAGCAGGAGACAAAAGGGAUGUUGACCCAAAUGCCGGCCGCUUCGUCCGCUACCAGUUCACUCCCGCCUUUCUCCGACUGCGACAAGUGGGCGCCACUGUGGAGUUCACAGUUGGCGACAUGCCCAUCGAGAACUUCAGGAUGAUUGAAAGGCACUAUUUUAGAGAGAAACUACUCAAGAGCUUUGAUUUUGAGUUUGGCUUCUGCAUGCCCAGCAGCAAGAACACCUGCGAACACAUCUACGAGUUUCCUCCCCUGUCCGAGGAUGUCAUGAGAGAGAUGAUCCUGCACCCAUACGAGACGCAGUCAGACAGCUUCUACUUCGUGGACAACAAGCUGGUGAUGCACAACAAGGCAGACUACUCCUACAGCGGUGGCCCGUAGGGGCCCUGGCUGGCUGACGGAGGGACAGAUGGAUGUAUGGACAGACCUGGGGACCAUGUAUGCUCCCCUGCUCUCCCCCCAUCCCAAUUCCCUCCUCCAUGGAACAGCAAUGGUCCCACUCCUCACAACAGCUCUCAACACAACCAUAGACCAAGCUGUUUAUGUGUAGGAGUGUGUGUGUGUAGGUGUGUGUUUGCGAAUGUGCACACUUGUACAUGCGAGCGCAUCUAGAUAAAGUUUGUUUUGAAUGCAAGAGUCUGGGAGAGCACACAUGCACGUACACACACAUACACACACGCACAAACAGACUUGGUCAGACACUGCCAUUGAUCCAGUAGAGACUGUACCAGCGUAUAAGUGUGUGGUAGGGUGUGUCUGAGUAGUCUCAAAGGAUAUGAAAGACCAGCAAGGCUCUGUUUAGGACCAGUUGAAAAAUGAGAAAGAUAAGGCAAGUGCUAUUUCUUCAGAUUCUCUGAAUGUGUGUGUGUGUGUGUUACCUUGUGGAUGUUUGUGUAUGAAAGUUGGUGUGUUUUUCUGUCGAUGUGAGUCUCCAGCAUGACAAAGUCAAUUGAACUUGAAUCUUUUCCCAGAUAUUCACCUCGACCUCUUACAAUAAGCGCAGUACACAGACCAUCACAUUUGUCAAUCCGUAUAAUCGAAAAUGUGUCUUUGUAAUGAUAUGUUUCUUCUCAAAGAUCAGUCGUGUUCCCAGUUCAGAUACCUGGCGUAUAGUACACUUUAGAUGUGGUAGCAAAUCGUUUAGAGCCAUCCUAUCAUCUUAUUGACCUAUAUGGCCUGCUGUGCUGAGAGCACAACAUUUGAAUGGACCUAAAGAUAAGUGAUAACUGUUCAAAAGAAAAGGGGAUUUUGCCCUAUGUGUAUUGUGCCGUUUGCGUGUACCAGCAGAUCCUCCCAGUGUCCUUUUUCACUUGAUGUGUGCGAUAGUCUUACAAUGCAACUAACGUUAGGUACCGACCACAUCCCAUGAGGAUUUAUACUUAUUAUGUCUGUUUGUCUCUUGGCAUUUGGAAUAUGUAAAUCUCUUUUAUAGGACCAAAAAGGGAAACUUGAAAUGCUCUACUGAUACACGGCAAUGUCUUCGUUUUCAAUUGUAUUUGCGAGGGGAAAAACGUAAUGAAUCCCGGUCUGGAAUGGAAUGUAGGAUGCUUUUUAAGCAUUUACUCUUCUGAAAAGUCCACAUCCUCUCUUCCUCGCGCUCUCCGUCUCCUGCUCCUCUCUUUGUCUGCUCUGAAAACAUUCCAGAGAGUUAGGACCUGUGUGUUUGUGUGUUUAGCAGCAGGUGGCGCUGUCCUUAUCCGGACAUAUCUUGGGACAGUCAAAAGCUGCUUCCUACCCUCAUCGACUUCAUUGUGGUUGUACUGACACUGAGGGGUUAGAUGGGUGACACACAAACUUCCAGGAAGCAUCCAUCACAUUUGCUUUCAUGUGUCCAGGUUGUUAUGUCACUGGAAGUGUAGAGAUCCAGACCUUCAAGGCCACAGUGUCACCUUGCGCUCUUUCUCUCUCUCUCUCUGUCUCUCUUUCUUUCUCUCUCUGUCUCUCUCUCUUUCUCUCUCUCAGGAAACCUUUUGUUCUUUAGGGCUGGUUAAUUGUCUCUUAUUAGAAUGGGAGACAAGAUCAUUUAGUAAUCAUUUGGGACAGUGUGGAUACUGGACCGAAGCGGCUGGUUUCCCUGGUGUCUGAGGUGAGAGGUGCGCCUGAGGACACUGUGGCCCGAUUGGUGUAGAGUAGUGCCAGUGCCUGAGGACACUGUGGCCUGAUUGGUGUAGAGUAGUGCCAGCUGUUGGAGCCUAACCUGACUCAGCCACGUGGGUUGAAAUGGAUUGAACUUGAAUGACGAUGUUAGUCAAACAUGUAUAACAGAUUUAUUUAUGAUUGUGAUUCAUGUUAAAUGAUUUUGAAAUCAAACUGUUUAAAUAUGUAAAGUUUUUGACAGUUCAAAUGCCAGUCUUGGAAAGCAAAAAAUAAAGGUUUAUGUGAAUUUUUGAAAUAACA
Messenger RNA from Osmerus eperlanus (European smelt), 3248 nucleotides. RefSeq names its product unc-119 homolog b (C. elegans) (gene unc119a2). The record is from RefSeq and is a predicted model, not a curated record. Gene Ontology annotation, molecular function: lipid binding. The transcript is spliced from 5 exons. The coding region runs from base 435 to 1232 and encodes 265 amino acids. Gene Ontology annotation, cellular component: centrosome; spindle midzone; intercellular bridge. NCBI's taxonomy places the organism in Eukaryota, Metazoa, Chordata, Actinopteri, Osmeriformes, Osmeridae. Gene Ontology annotation, biological process: visual perception; nervous system development; negative regulation of caveolin-mediated endocytosis.